GCAGACUGUUUGCAGCCCCUCGCCUGCUUUAAGUAUACAGCCAUAUACGCGUAAUUGCCAGAAGUUAUUGGGGCCCGACAGAGGCGUGAUUUUAGGUGCCGACUGCAGACCGCGUUGACCCGAGCGACGCUGACGCAGCGCCCGCUGCUGCACAUCGCUUUAUCGUUCGUGGUACACAAUCAACCGGUUGUAAUCAUUCUUGCGCGUGUUUCCAGUCCCUGCUUGAGCAUUCUGCGUGACGCUUCACUAUGGAAGAGGAUUUUGAUAGGGAGAUCAAAGUAGUGGUGCUGGGGAAUGGAGGCGUCGGCAAGACUAGCAUGAUUAGGCGCUUCUGCAAGGGCAUCUUCACGGACGAGUACAAGAAGACCAUCGGCGUGGACUUCCUGGAGAAGGCUCAGUUCGUGGACGCGCUGCAGGAGGAGGUUCGCUUUAUGCUUUGGGAUACAGCUGGCCAGGAGGAGUUUGAUGCCAUCACGCGCACUUACUACCGUGGCGCCGGUGCCGCGGUUAUCGCGUUCUCGACAACCGACCUGGACUCGUUUAAGGCGGUUCAAAGUUGGAGGGAGAAGAUUAACGCAGAGUGCGGUGAUAUCGCGAUGUGCCUAGUGCAGAACAAGGUGGACCUCAUCGAUCGCGCCGUUGUGACGCCCGAGGAGGUGGAGGCUCUGGCUCGGCAGCUGGGGCUGAAGCUCUACCGCACAUGUGUGAAGGAGAACAUCAACGUGACGGAGGUGUUCGGAUACCUGGCGGAGCUGCACCAUAAGAAGCUGCAGGCGGGCCAGCUCAGCCAGCAGCCUGCGGCGGCGCCUAUCACUGGGGCCCAGGGCGGCUCGCACGCGGCGCCGGCGGCCCCAGCGGUGCAAAACCAGCAGCGCAGCAGUGGCGACGAUGAGGCAGCGCCAGAGGCGGCGACUGAGAAGUUGCACGACCCCAUGACUGUGAACCUGAAGCCCAGCAAAGUGCGCACCAAGGGCAAGAAGUCCCUGAAGGACAAGCUGACGGCCUGCUCGGUUGCAUGAGGCGGCAGUAGCAGCAGCAGCAGCUGGACACCUUGACCGGACCGGACCGGCAUGCGGCGGGAACUGCCUGACAGCGUGCUGACAUGAUCAUUCUGACGAGGUUGUGGCCGUGUUAUGGGAAUGGGAAUGGAGCUUGGGACUAGCACUGCGGCAAAUGAUUGCGUGCCGGAUUGCUGAGCAGUUAUGUAAGGCAGGUCACUGGACGUCGGGAUAACAACCUGACAGGGGCCAUAUAUAUGACGGUGUGAACUGGAGCGUGCGUGUAUGUGCUAAGGAGGUUAGGAAGAUUUGUAGGCAGAAUGCGUGCGGGGAAACAGCGCUGGUGGCACGGUAUACGUGCUGAGGCGCUGAGACAGAAGUACCCUUAUUCACUGUUAAGAGCCAGUCGGCAACUCUAGGCACAUACUUCGGAUGAUGUGUUAGUGCACGUGCUUGGGUGCUGUGCCGGGUCAGUAGGGUGUGGCAUGGCAUUUGCGUGUCUGUCGUACACGCACCAGGAAAGUACUGUACUUGCAGGGAGCGGCCAUCUGGGUCGCAGGCAAUGCGUGAGGACAUGCAGUGCAAGAA
Chlamydomonas reinhardtii is the source of this 1586-nucleotide messenger RNA. RefSeq lists its product as uncharacterized. Gene Ontology annotation, molecular function: GTPase activity; GTP binding. The coding region runs from base 249 to 1019 and encodes 256 amino acids. Lineage: Eukaryota; Viridiplantae; Chlorophyta; Chlorophyceae; Chlamydomonadales; Chlamydomonadaceae. The transcript is spliced from 2 exons. The record is from RefSeq and is a predicted model, not a curated record.